Molecule: messenger RNA, 4003 nt
Organism: Choloepus didactylus (southern two-toed sloth)
Lineage: Eukaryota; Metazoa; Chordata; Mammalia; Pilosa; Megalonychidae
Gene: IWS1
Product: interacts with SUPT6H, CTD assembly factor 1
Exons: 14
Coding region: 272-2848 (858 amino acids)
Biological process (GO): poly(A)+ mRNA export from nucleus
Cellular component (GO): nucleus
Source: RefSeq, a predicted model, not a curated record
GGCGCCAUUUUGGCCCCAGAGGUGCUUCUGGGAAUUAGCGCGCUGGUCCGCACCUCUGCUCGCCGCUGGGGUACGGUCUCUUCUGUUGAGAUCCCCAGGUCGGGGCUUUCGCUUCUGCCGUUGUCGGUGCCUUGCUCUCUGCUCUCCGAGGUCCUCCGGUCGAGCGGGAGGUUCUGAACACCGAGCCGCGCCAUCGGGGGACACACCGCCGGGAAGGAGGUGACGGGGGCGGCGCGGGGCGCGGACACUCCCCGCCGAGAGCCCGCCCGCCAUGGACUCGGAAUAUUACUGCGGCGACCAGUCAGAUGAUGGUGGCGCUACCCCAGUGCAGGAUGAACGGGAUUCAGGGUCAGACGUUGAGGAUGGUGUAAAUGAGCAGCACUCUGGAUCAGACACUGGAAGUGUAGAGCAUCAUUCAGAGAAUGAACCUAGUGAUCAAGAAGAUGGCCUCACCAAAAGACAUCACAUGACAGACUCUGAGAAUGACGAUCUCCCCAAUCUUAAUGCUAGCGACUCUGAAAGUGAGGAGCCUCCCAGGCAAAAGGACAGCGACUCGGAAUCCGAGGGGCGCCCAGAGCCUCCCGCAAGUGAUUCUGAGGAUGAGAUGAAUCAUCAUGGGAGUGACUCCGAGAGUGAGGAGACCAGGAAAUUACCUGCCAGUGACUCUGAAAAUGAGGAACUUCUUAAUGGGCAUGCCAGUGAUUCAGAAAACGAGGAUGUUAGAAAGCAUCCUGCCAGUGAUUCAGAGAUCGAAGAGCUCCAGAGGAGUCCUGCCAGUGACUCUGCAACAGAAGAUGCUCCAAAACCCCAAAUGAGUGACUCUGAGAGUGAGGACCCUCCAAGGCCCCGGGCCACUGACUCUGAGAGUGAGGAGCUUCCCAAACCUCGAGUCAGUGACUCUGAGAGUGAGGAGCUUCCCAAACCUCAAGUCAGUGACUCGGAAAGCGAGGAGCCUCAGAGGAACCAAGCCAGUGAUUCGGAAAAUGAAGAGCUUCCCAAACACCACAUCGUUGACUCAGAAAGCGAGGACCCUCCAAGGAACCAAGCCAGUGACGCAGAAAAUGAAGAGCUUCCCAAAUCCCGUGUCAGUGACUCUGAGAGCGAGGACCCUCCAAGGAACCAAGCCAGUGACUCGGAGAAUGAGGAGCCUCCCAAAUCCCGAGUCAGUGACUCUGAGAGUGAGGACCCCCCAAGGACCCAGGCCAGUGACUCAGAAAAUGAGGAGCUUCCCAAACCGCAAGUCAGUGACUCAGAAAGUGAAGAGCUCCCCAAACCCCAAGUCAGUGACUCUGAAAGUGAGGCGCCUCAGAAGGCACCUGCCAGUGAUUCAGAAACUGAGGGUGCCUCCAGACACAAACAGAAGGCAGCAUUGGAUGACGACAGCGAUGGAGAAAACAGGAGAGAGGAUGCCGAAAUGCAGAGUGACUCCUUCCAUUCAGAUAGCCUUACAGAGAGGAAAAGGUUUCAUAGUUCUGACAGCGAGGAAGAAGAACCCAAAAGGCAGAAAAUUGACAGUGAUGAAGAUGAAGGGAAAGAGGGGGAGGGGGAGAAAGCAGCAAAGCGGAAAGCUGCUGUCCUUUCUGAUAGUGAAGAUGAAGAGAAAACAUCAGCAAAGAAGAGUCGUGUCGUCUCUGAUGCAGAUGACUCUGACAGUGAUGUUACAUUGGAAAAAUCAGGCAAAAGAGAGAAGACUGUAGCAUCGGACAGUGAAGAAGAAGCAGGGAAAGGAUUGUCUAAUAAGAAAAAUGAAGAGAAGGAUCUAUUUGGGAGUGAUAGUGAGUCGGGGAAUGAAGAAGAAAACCUUAUUGCAGACAUAUUUGGAGAAUCAGGUGAUGAAGAGGAAGAAGAAUUUACAGGUUUUAACCAAGAAGAUUUGGAAGAAGACAGAGGUGAAACACAGAUAAAAGAAGCAGAAGAUUCAGAUUCUGAUGAUAACAUAAAGAGAGGAAAACAUAUGGAUUUCCUGUCAGAUUUUGAGAUGAUGCUGCAGCGGAAAAAAAGCCUGAGCGGCAAGCGCAGGCGCAACCGUGAUGGCGGCACCUUCAUUAGUGACGCAGAUGAUGUCGUGAGCGCCAUGAUUGUCAAGAUGAACGAAGCUGCUGAGGAAGACAGGCAAUUGAACAACCAAAAAAAACCAGCGCUGAAAAAAUUGACUUUAUUACCUACUGUGGUUAUGCACCUUAAGAAGCAGGACCUUAAAGAAACGUUUAUUGAUAGUGGUGUGAUGUCUGCCAUCAAGGAAUGGCUCUCUCCUCUACCAGAUAAGAGUUUGCCUGCACUAAAGAUUCGGGAGGAGCUGUUGAAGAUUCUGCAAGAGCUACCUAGUGUGAGCCAGGAGACCCUGAAACAUAGUGGGAUUGGACGAGCAGUGAUGUAUCUCUAUAAACACCCCAAGGAAUCAAGGUCCAACAAAGACAUGGCAGGGAAAUUAAUCAAUGAGUGGUCUCGGCCUAUAUUUGGUCUUACCUCAAACUACAAAGGGAUGACAAGAGAAGAGAGGGAGCAGAGAGAUCUAGAACAAAUGCCUCAGCGGCGAAGAAUGAGCAGUACUGGUGGUCAGACACCCCGAAGAGACCUGGAGAAGGUGCUGACAGGAGAGGAAAAGGCUCUCAGACCUGGAGAUCCUGGAUUCUGUGCCCGGGCAAGGGUCCCAAUGCCCUCCAACAAGGACUAUGUUGUCAGGCCCAAGUGGAAUGUGGAAAUGGAGUCAUCCAGGUUUCAGGGGUCUUCCAAGAAAGGUAUCAGUCGGCUGGAUAAACAGAUGAGAAAGUUCACAGAUAUCAGGAAAAAAAGCAGAUCCGCACAUGCAGUGAAAAUCAGCAUCGAGGGCAAUAAAAUGCCAUUGUGACCUUGCCUGGGAUGUGCCCCCAUCUCCACUAAGAAAUGCACAUUGGACUCUUUGGAGAAAGAAGACAUUUUAAAAUUUUAUAGUGUAUCUGUAAAUGGUUUGUUCAGCUUGUCUCAAAUAUUGUCAUAGGACUCACAUUUUCUCAAUUGUAUUUAAAACUGUUUGUUGUGUACUUUGUACAGAGGAAUACUAGUCAUACGGCUAUAAACGUCACGCAAUAAAAUUCCAUUUGGGUUUUGGGGGGCUGUCUCAUCAUUGCUUAGAGGGUGCAUUCUCACUGGGGGCAAAAAUUGAUUCUUGGGGCUAAAAAAAUGCUUAAGCUAUUACACUGAUAUGUGGCCCUUCAAAGCUGAACCCUAUCCAGCGAAGUCUUAUUUCUUAGUAUUUCUCUUGUUAGAGAAAAAGUUUAAUUGAUUUGAUUGUCAUUAAUGAAUUUCAUUUGAAUUCAAGUUUUAUUCUUAGGACAAUAAUGAAAAAAAAAUUGAGAAAUGCUGUCUUAGAGGAAGAAUAGAUAUAAUUGAAAAUAACUACCAAUUCCUUUGGACAGUUGAAGUGGAGAUAAGAAUUAUAGCUAAUAGCUAUAUUUUCACUUGCUCUUUUUAUGAUACUUUUUAAUUAAUAGUCUUUACAGACUUAAUCAGAAAUCCCUGCUAGGUCAAGAUAACUAAAUCCGAGAAAACUUACAGUUUGGGAUAGUGUCUGGAAACUUUGAUUUCCGAGACACACAAGACCCUUAUUGACCAUAAAGGCCUUGGAACAGCCAAAAUAGCACUGUGCACUAAGAGAACUUCUUGGGAUCUAUUUACAUUUAGUUUGAACAAAUUUAGAAGCGCAAAUGGGGUAGUGAGUUGCAAGAGGCAGGUACACUAAAUACAUUAAAAUGUGAAGUCUAGUUGGAGAAAGGAAAGUCUGAACUAUUUUCUGCAGUUUUUUGUUUUGUUUUGUUUUAGGUAAGUUGUAGGUUUAUAGAAUCAGCAGUCUGGUUUUACUUUAAAUAAAUACUCUCAAAUUAAAAACACUUGAAAUAAAAAGUACAGCCAUCUAGUAAAAGGCCUUAUGGAUGUUGAGAAUCCUGAUCAUUAAAAAAUAUAAACAUGGCAAAGUAAUUUUUUAGGAAAGAUUUUAAAUUUAUUAAUAAAAGAUUUUGGCAUUUAA